Messenger RNA from Vigna umbellata (rice bean), 489 nucleotides. The record is from RefSeq and is a predicted model, not a curated record. Lineage: Eukaryota; Viridiplantae; Streptophyta; Magnoliopsida; Fabales; Fabaceae.
AUGGCAACCUCAACUUGUUGUGAUGUUAGUGAAAUAAGAAAUGAUGUGUUCAUCAGCUUCACAGGCAUAGAUGUCCGCAGAGGUCUUCUUAGCCAUUUGAAAAGAGAAUUACAUCGCAAACAUAUUGAUGCCUAUGUGGACGAGAGACUUGAUAAAGGGGGUGAAAUAUCAUCCUCACUUCUCAGAGCAAUUGAAGGCUCAAAAAUUUUAUUGGUCGUAUUCUCCAGACACUAUGCUUCAUCACAUUGGUGCCUGGAAGAGCUUGCCAAAAUGAUUGAAUGCAUGGAAACAAAUAAACAGAUUGUCCUACCUGUUUUCUUCAAUAUAGAUCCAUCACACGUGCGACACCAAUAUGGAGAUUAUGGAUAUGCUUUAGCUGAACAUGAAGAAGAGUUCAAGGAAAACAUGCUCAAGGUACAAAGUUGGAGAUCAGCUUUGAAAAAAGCUGGUCGUUUAUCCGGAUUUCAUUAUCCAACAAAUUAUGAGUAA